CCACGUAAAACACAUGCAAGAACAAAGAUGUCACAGAAUAAGCCUCAUCCACAGAAAUGAUUCCAUUUAGACUUCAAAGGCACGAAGGACUUCAUGCUGGGCACAGUUUCUACAAAUGUAAGCAAUGCGUGGGCUCAGUGAGCUUUGAGGACGUGGCUGUGCACUUCACCCAGGACGAGUGGGCUCUGCUGGAUCCUUCCCAGAGGAGUCUGUACAGGGACGUGAUGCUGGAGACCUGCAGGAGCCUCGCUGCUGUAGGAAGCAGAUGGGAAGAGGAGAAUGUUGAAGACCGUUGUAAAAAUCCUGGGAGAAAUAUGAGAGGUUCCAUGAUAGAGACGCCCUGUGAGAGGACAGAGGAUGAUCAGGUUGAAGAAACUCUGACACGGAUACCAGAUCUCCACACAAGCACGACAGCUUCUCCAGGACUGACGCCAUAUGAAUCCAGUGGAUGUGGAAAGGCUUCGAUGAGGCCUCCGUCCUCUGAGAGGCGUGCCUCGGCUCUCCCUCGUUAUAAACCACAAGAACGUGAGGAUUGUGGAGCCAAGCAAUACGGCUUGAAUUCUCUCACCUGCUUUCAAAGGUGUACGGAAGCCCACACUGGGAAUGGGCCUUGUGAAUGUGAGGUAUGCGUGAAAUCUUCCUGUUUUCCAGAUACAUUAGGAGUACAUCAAGAGGCUCACAGUGGAAAGACACCCUAUCAAUACAAGGAGUGUGGAAAGACCUCUGUUUAUGCCCAUGGAGGAAGCCGCACUAUGGGGAGGUUUUAUGAAUGUAACAUAUGUGGUAAAGCUUUGAGUUCCUCCACUUCCCUUCAAAGACAUGUAAUAAUUCAUACCGAAAGACUCUACGAGUGCACAUAUUGUGGUAAAGCUUUUAGAUAUCCCAAAUACCUUCGAUUACAUGAGAGAAUUCACACUGGAGAGAAACCCUAUGAGUGUAAACAGUGUGGGAAGGCCUUCAGAUUUCCCGGUGCCUUGCCAUUACAUGAAAAAAUUCACACAGGAGAGAAACCCUAUGAGUGUAAACAGUGUGGGAAGGCCUUCAGAUUUCCCGGUUCCUUGCCACUACAUGAAAAGAUACACACUGGAGAAAAGCCUUACGAGUGCGAGCAGUGUGGGAAGGCCUUCAGACGGCACAGUCAUCUUCAGCUACAUGAGAAAAUCCACACUGGAGAGAAACCCUAUGAGUGUAAACGGUGUGGGAGAGCCUUCAGACGGCACAGUCAUCUUCAGAGACACGAACGGACUCAUGCUGGGGACAAACCCUACGAGUGUAAAUGACAUGGCUGAAGCCCUUACAUUGCUUAGUUAUCUUCUGCUACAUGAAAGCAUUCACACUGGAGAAGAGAAGUGCUGUCGGUGUAAACAGUGUUGGGAAGCCUUACGCUUACAUGACAUCGGUCUUAUUAGCUGCAAACCCUACGAAGUAGACACUGACGAAGUCUUUAGAUGGGAUUAUCAUCUUCCGUUUCAUAAAAUAAUCACCCUGCAGGGAGCUGUGUGAACGUGGACAUUGUGUUGAAGCUUUUAGGUGUUGCACUCCACAGGGACGACUCACGCUGGCAGGGCCACACCCCGAGGUGUUCUGCGGUAGAAAGUAUUUAAAUCCCAGCCCAGGGUUUCUACCCCACCUUUGCUCUUUAAGCUCCUGGAUGAAAGACACAUACAACCUUUUUAUUUAUAAUAAGCCUUAAGCAACACAAGAGCAGGCCAGAUACUGCUCUCCACACUGUUGGCAUUACUUUCCUAUGACAAACCCGAGUUAUUGCUUACUGUAUACUGUGUUUCAUCUGGGCUGCUCUGAACUCCAAUUGGCCAGCCCUCAGGGACACAUUCUCCUGACUCCCAACUCAUGGCAGCUUCUCCUUCCUCCUCCUGCACUCUUCUUCCUCCUUGUGGUCCCUCUCUAACUCUAAGCCCACAAAACCUAACCCCCACGUAUGUCCCUUUUGCCCAACUAUUAACCUCUUUAUUCACCAAUCAAACGUAACUUGGAGACAAAAUCACUGUCUCAUCGCCGAGACAACCAUUCUUAAGGGUCCCAAAUUAACAUUAAAAUACAAACAACAUUGGACCAACUCACUAAAGUGUUCUUCAGCUAUGAUAUAACUCACAUGUGAGAAAAACUAUAAACAUAUUAUAUAUGCAUAUAUAAUUCUCAUCUGUGUAGGGCAGAUCUCUUCAGGUCUUUCAUACUCCAUAAAACCCUAAGAAUGUAAACAGUUGGACAAGGCAUCGCCUGUCACAGUUUCAGCAACAGUGUCACGUGGGGCUUUUAACUGGGGAGACGUGAAAUAAUAAUUACUUACCUGGUAAAGCAGUGAUCCUGUUGGGGUUACUUACAGCACCACAGACAACUCACAAACCUGCGCAUCACCAAACCACCCACGCCAGCUUGAGUGUUGACUACACCCCUAGCGACCUGCACAACUUGGAGGGAACCCAGCUGGCAGUCUCUACUGUCAGCAGUGGUUUACUGGUCCAUAACCCCGAGGAGGUACUCCGAAUGUUUUAAGCCUUAGCUCUCUGGGACUUACUAGAUAAAUCAUUGGCCUCCUGAGUCUGAGGAGCCUUCCUCCUUCCUCCUAGGACAAUGUUUCAAUGUAGCUGGACACUCAUCCAUCCUUUCCUGUGAUUCCUACUUUUUUUUUUUAAAUCACCUUUUGAGUCUGGGGGGGGGGUGAUGCUGAUAUCAGAAAUUUCACUGGUGGUUAUAAAUCCCCACACACAUCAUUGUAGAAAGUUGUUUGCUCCCAGGGCGAACUGCAGAUAACAAUGACAGUGCUCCCUGUGCAGACAUUUGAGGCAUUUUGUUAGACACCUCACUUCUGUCAAUUAAAACAGUAGCAGUUA
Molecule: messenger RNA, 2852 nt
Organism: Rattus norvegicus (Norway rat)
Lineage: Eukaryota; Metazoa; Chordata; Mammalia; Rodentia; Muridae
Source: RefSeq, a predicted model, not a curated record